AUGUUGAUUUUCAAUAACACCACAUCCUCCUUCUCCUCCGGCUUCCUCCUCACUGCCUACCCUGGGCUGGAACUGGUUCACACCUGGAUCUCCAUUCCUGUCUUUUGCCUCUACACCAUUGCCCUGGUGGGAAACAGCAUGAUCAUGCUCGUGGUUAUCACUGAGCGCAGUCUUCACAAGCCGAUGUACUAUUUCCUCUCCAUGCUCUCGGCCGUGGAUCUCUGUCUGACCGUCACGACUCUUCCUACAGUGCUCGGGGUUCUCUGGUUCCAUGCCAGGGAGAUCAGCAUAAAAGCGUGUCGAAUUCAAAUGUUCUUCAUGCAUGGCUUCUCCUUCCUGGAGUCCUCCGUGCUGGUAGCCAUGGCCUUUGACCGCUACAUGGCCAUCUGUAACCCACUGAAUUAUGCCAUUGUCCUCACAGACAUGAUGAGCCUGGUGACUGGACUCACCAUCCUCAUACGACAAGUCGUUUUCAUGUUUCCCUGCGUUUUGGCUGUGAGCACUGUGUCUUUCCAGGGCGGCAAAGAGCUCUCCCAUCCAUUUUGCUACUACCCAGACCUGGUCAAAUUUACCUAUACCAACCCCUGGGUCAAAAACUUUUGGGGAAUGUUUCUGCAGUUCUACCUGAAUGGCACUGAUUUACUGUUCAUUCUCUUCUCCUAUAUCCUGAUCCUCCGCACGGUUCUGAGCAUCGUGGCCCCGAAGAAGCAAAAGAAAGCGCUCAGCACGUGUGUCUGCCACAUCUGCGCGGUGACGGUCUUCUACGUGCCCAUGAUCAGCCUGUCUUUAGCCCACCGUCUGUUCACCUCCACUCCCAGGGUGAUCUGCAGUGUUCUGGCCAAUAUGUACCUGCUCUUGCCUCCUGUACUGAACCCCAUUAUAUACAGCUUGAAGACCAAGGUGAUCCGCCGGGCCAUAUGCCAGCUGUUCAAAUUCAAGGGUUCACGGGACCCCAAUAGGAGGAGCCUUAGAGGAAGGUGGAAUUGA
Molecule: messenger RNA, 987 nt
Organism: Dipodomys spectabilis (banner-tailed kangaroo rat)
Lineage: Eukaryota; Metazoa; Chordata; Mammalia; Rodentia; Heteromyidae
Product: olfactory receptor 51T1
Exons: 1
Coding region: 1-987 (328 amino acids)
Biological process (GO): G protein-coupled receptor signaling pathway
Cellular component (GO): membrane
Molecular function (GO): olfactory receptor activity; G protein-coupled receptor activity
Source: RefSeq, a predicted model, not a curated record